Molecule: messenger RNA, 1866 nt
Organism: Aspergillus heteromorphus CBS 117.55
Lineage: Eukaryota; Fungi; Ascomycota; Eurotiomycetes; Eurotiales; Aspergillaceae
Product: ferric reductase family protein
Exons: 1
Coding region: 1-1866 (621 amino acids)
Biological process (GO): iron ion transport; intracellular iron ion homeostasis; copper ion import
Cellular component (GO): plasma membrane
Molecular function (GO): ferric-chelate reductase activity
Source: RefSeq, a predicted model, not a curated record
AUGGACGACGUUCACCAGCGUAUCACCCCACGAGGCUAUGGGAUAAACAUUACUUAUGUCUAUGAAUACUCCAGAGGGUUGAAUGGAGUCGACGUACCCCGAGAUGUUCUGUUCUCGCGGAUCAUCUUUUCGUCCUUGAUAUUCGUCGCCAUGGUCGUCUUUUGCGGACGCAUCGCACAGAUCAGUCACUCCUAUCUCCGACUCAUCACUUCCUUGACGGCAAGCAGGAAACAGCAAACCUUUUGGAGCAUUGAGGUAUCAUCUGCCUGGGCAAAUAUCAAGAAGCAUCUGCUGUACUCGCCCCUGGGCAGGAAAAGACACAACCGAGAAAUCCAGCUCUCAUCCGCGAUCAAUGUGGGCACCUUGCCUUCCAGAUUUCAGGUUAUCCUGAUCUUCUUGUACUUCGCCAGUCAGGUUGCCUACUGCACCAUCCUCGAUUACAAUGCCAACGUCAAGGCAGCCCUUGUUGCCGAACUACGCGGGCGCUCUGGAACAUUGGCAGUCUUGAACAUGGUGCCUCUUUUCCUCCUCGCGGGCCGCAACAACCCGUUGAUCCCUCUAUUGCACGUGAGCUUCGAUACAUACAAUCUUCUGCAUCGGUGGCUAGGUCGCAUAGUUGUGCUGGAGAGUGUUGUGCACACGGCCGCAUGGGCGGUAAAUGCGUGCGACGAGGUCAGUUUUGCCAACAUGCUUGAGCGCCUACGUACGACUCCGUUCUUCACCUGGGGCUUGCUGGGUACUUGCGCGAUGGUCACUCUGGGCCUCCACUCGCCGUCCCCAGUCCGACAUGCCUUUUACGAGACCUUCCUACACAUUCACCAGCUCGCUGCUUUCCUGGCGUACCUCGGUGUCUUGAUGCACCUGGAUUUAGACGAUCUCCCGCAGAAGCCCUGGGUCAUUGCCAUUGGUCUGAUAUGGCUCUUGGAAAGAACCACUCGCCUCUUCCGGCUCUUGUACCUGAAUAUCUCGCCACGAAGGGGAUCUACACGACUUGUCGUGGAGGCUCUUCCCGGGGAGGCCUGUCGGGUGACCUUUCACCUACCCAAGCGCGUCCGCAUCAGUCCCGGCAGCCAUGUCUAUGCCUACAUCCCAAGCAUCGCAAUGUGGAUGUCGCAUCCUUUCUCUGUCGCUUGGGUGGAGCCAAACAACUGUGUGACUCCGGCUUCGUGCACGGAGAAGGAUCCAGGUCUCAUGGAUCCCGCAUUCCUGGAAAAGCAGCCCAUCAAAGAUUUCGAGGGAUACAUGAGAGACAUCCAAGAACCGACAUCAGUUUCCCUCAUCAUCGGUGCCCAACAAGGCAUGACGCGCAAGCUGUACAAUAAAGCCCUCAUGUCUCCCGGUCAAACCCUCUACACCUCGGGACUCAUCGAGGGCCCGUAUGCGUCCCACGCAUGCAACAUGGGCAGCUACGGCACAGCGGUGCUUUUCUCAGCCGGUGCGGGCAUCACGCAUCACAUGCUAUACGUCCGUGACUUGAUCCUCCGCUCCUCGGAGGGUCGCGUCGCCACCCAGAAAAUCUACCUCAUCUGGUCUGUCCGCAGCACAGAGCAUCUGGCCUGGGUACGCGAAUGGAUGGACCAGAUCCUGCGGCUUCCGUCGCGUCGCGAGAUUCUCACAAUCAAGCUGUUCGUGUCCAAGCCCAAAAGCAGCCGCGAGAUCGUGUCGCCGAGCGCCACGGUUCAGAUGUUCCCGGGUCGGUGUCGACCCGACGUGGUUCUCGACGAGGUGAUCCCGCAGCGCGUCGGAGCGACCAUUGUUUCGGUCUGCGGACCCGGUGCAUUUGCAGACGAAGUGCGUGCUGCAGCGCGGAAGAAUAUCGGGAAAGGCGCUGUGGUUGAUUUCGCUGAAGAAGCCUUUACAUGGUAG